GCAGCUCAAACUUCGAACGUUUCCCUACUCUAGCUACCUUCCAGCACUCAUAAUUCUAAGCUAUGUAUUUCAAAUCCCUUCUCCUCUCUCAGUUCCCCUGCUUCACCUCCGUAACCGCCCAAAGCCCCGGCGACCCGGACUUCUACAACACGGUCGCAGAAAUCUACUCCGGCCCCGGCUGCGCUGAAGAAUACUUCGUCUGGGCGGAUCCCAUUUUCGGUCGCGGAGGCAUGUGCCAGAAGCUCGAUCGGAACGAUAACACGCCGGAUAUUUUAAGUUAUAAAGUUACUUCGCAGUAUCCUGGGUGCUCUGCGACGCUUUAUACGGAUGAUGGAUGUAUGAGCACGCCAUAUCCGGCGCCGGUGGGCGAGUGUGUGCAAGGCGCAGAUGGGGCACCUUUUGUUGUGGCGUUUGUGGAGUGUCCAUUCUCGUAGAAAGUGUGACAAUGGAUCAUGUAACAGAAGGAAGAUGAAAAGCAGAGUAUGUGUGUACACUAAGGUUGGCUUAAAGGCAUCGGAUUCUUACCACCAAUAUCUCCGAAAAAGGAGGCAUCCAUGCCAACGCCUUUGGGGUACUCGGAUAGUAAAUAACCCGUAGUUAGCCGAUACAACAAGCACAUAGCUAACCGUGGU
Trematosphaeria pertusa is the source of this 632-nucleotide messenger RNA. RefSeq lists its product as uncharacterized. The record is from RefSeq and is a predicted model, not a curated record. The transcript is spliced from 2 exons. The coding region runs from base 63 to 434 and encodes 123 amino acids. Lineage: Eukaryota; Fungi; Ascomycota; Dothideomycetes; Pleosporales; Trematosphaeriaceae.